GGAAAAGACGUCUCUUUUUCGUCGCUACGGAAGCCGAGAGGAGAACGGCUGGUUGCACGGCGGCGGUGGGUCUCCACCCGAGAGUAUGGCGGCCAGGAAUGUAUUGCUGUGUGAAUAGAACCGGGGAGAGAGAUGAGAGAAGAUGAAAGGAAAUCAAAGGGACGAAACUUGUUACAUCAACUCUUGAGAUUCGUGAUCAUUUAAAAGCAUUUCCUCGGAUAACGCAGGCGUCUCGGUGAAAAAAACAGGGUCUUUCCAGGUUUCCCCCUUAUGUCCUCGCAGGAGCAAGUUUUGUUUUUUUAUGAUGCUUUGCAUUGGCGAGCUAAACAGAUGAAAAAGCACAAGUUAUUCAUUGCCGAGUCAUUUUGUUCUACCUUGAUGUAUGGGGGGAAUUACAGGCGUCUGAAAUCAAAUCAUCAUCAAUGUCUGGGCUGCCUCGGGGAUUUUUUACAAUGAAACCCAUCUCUAGGCACCAAGUCUUUGUGCUCUGGCUGUUUAUUUCUCAUAGCUAAGCAGUGGUACGCGAGGUAACGUUAGCCAUAGUCUUUACAUUCUCGUAAGAAUGGGAUGCAGUCUGUAGCUCGAUUGACAGUGUUUUUACGCGGAUUCAUUUAAUUUUUCAAUGCCGAAUGGUAAGUGAUAGCAUCCGACAGUAUUUUUGUUUUAUCCGUUAAAACACGGGAGCGAUGCGCGAGUACAAAGUGGUGGUCCUCGGAAGCGGUGGGGUCGGGAAAUCCGCCCUCACGGUGCAGUUCGUCACCGGGACGUUCAUUGAAAAGUAUGAUCCUACAAUAGAGGAUUUUUACCGAAAAGAAAUUGAGGUGGAUUCCUCGCCCUCGGUUCUGGAGAUUCUGGACACGGCUGGCACCGAGCAGUUUGCGUCCAUGCGGGAUCUCUACAUCAAGAACGGCCAAGGCUUCAUUCUGGUGUACAGUCUCGUUAACCAACAGAGUUUCCAAGACAUCAAACCAAUGAGGGAUCAGAUCAUCAGAGUUAAAAGGUAUGAGAAGGUUCCGGUGAUCCUGGUGGGGAAUAAGGUGGACCUGGAAAGCGAGCGGGAGGUGUCGUCCAGCGAGGGACAGGCCCUGGCCGAGGAGUGGGGGUGCCCCUUCAUGGAGACCUCAGCCAAAAGCAAAACCAUGGUAGAUGAACUGUUCGCCGAGAUCGUGCGGCAGAUGGACUACGCGGCCCAGCCGGACAAGGAUGACCCUUGCUGCUCCUCUUGCAAUAUACAAUAGCCACUGAGGCCACACGGGCUUCGCUGAAGUCUCCUGACAGGAGCGUGAAGGAAAGCAAACUCACACACUCGAGUCAUGAACGGCAAAGGAUACUCUCGUUUUUGGUGCAUACAAAUCCCUCAUAAAGUAAUUAAAAAGUGAUUAUGUUUAUAAUUCAGUGGAAAAAGAGAAGAGGCAUCUUUGUUAGCCAUACGACCUGAGAAACUGGACAAAAAAAAAGAGCACUCGCCUUAUGUCAUUCUGUUUUCUAUGGUUAAGGAAAUUGAGAUUUCAGUGCAGGAUUUUCAAACUGGUUUUUAAAGAAGCUUUUUUAUGUUUCGCUGUGGUAUGAUUUGGUAAUAUUUCAUUGAAACUGGUUUCAUUUUGUGUUUGUGUGUGUGUGCGCGUGUGUGAGUGUGUGAGUGUGUGAGAGCGUGUGUGCAUUUUGUUGACAUGACCCAGUUUUUUGGGCACUUUUUUUUUCUUUCUUGCUUGAGCCUUCCUCACUUUAAGUCACCAAGGCACAGAGGCAGACAUCUUCUGCACAGCCCCCCAAGAGGAGAGAUUAUCCCCCUGAUCCACUUGUUUGAAACAUUGAUGGGUAAUUGAUUUGUGUACCAUGUUUCUCUCCGCAGAGCUACAGAACCCAUACCUCCAGCAGAGAGGAUGUUUUGUACUCAUCACUGUCACAACCAAAGAGGCGACUUGAAAGCGCCUCACUUCUUUCUUGUCGUUUGUUUCUUUAUCUUUUCAUCUUUUUUCUUUUUUGUUUUGGUUUUGAGAAAAGGGAUUGAACAAGGUGGAAGCCCAUCUCUUUCUUGUCCUUGAAGACAUCAAUACCAUGACGUCUUCGCUGUUAGUUCUCUGUUUUUUGGAGAUCUUUUAAGAAAGUGCACAGGUGUCUCUCCCUCAAGCUGUCAGCUUCCACUGAGGAUGGCUUCGCACAGUGGAAUAAGAACUUUCGUUUCCCAGGGAGUCCUCGGAACUGGGCUCCGUUUGGAGUGAGGAAACUGUGUUUUCAGGAAUGGAGGACAUUUUCUCUUAAGGUGCCAUCAAUCAUUCUACUAGCCACUUCUGUCAUGUCCUCUGAUUGGGUAUCAAGAUACUUUGAGGUGCUGAGAGCUUGCUAGCUUCUCACUCAUCUUUAUGUAUUCAGAGUAUUCAUAACAAAUGAUAGUAAUAAUAGUGUAAUAAUAUUGACGAUGCUAAUAACAAACGGUAAUUAACUGUAGUGUAAAUAAUUUUGUAUGGAAGGUGCCAGCUCCUCUUGAGACACAGACGUUAACACUCAUGUGGAAUUGUCAACUGUAUGCAUGGCUAGUAAAACAAACAAACAAAAAAAAAGGACUUGAUCAUUUUUUUUUAGAUUUAUUUUUUCAGGAGGUCGAAAUCCGCCAGCCAAACACGCUCACGUCUAGAACCAGGACACUGGUCUGCAAUGUACGUCUGUGAUAACCAGAGGGAGGACAGUGCUCCCUUGGUCCAUUCUCAUUGUUGAUUUCUUUUCUAUUUUUUUAU
Molecule: messenger RNA, 2735 nt
Organism: Sardina pilchardus (European sardine)
Lineage: Eukaryota; Metazoa; Chordata; Actinopteri; Clupeiformes; Clupeidae
Product: ras-related protein Rap-2a
Exons: 2
Coding region: 687-1238 (183 amino acids)
Biological process (GO): negative regulation of cell migration; Rap protein signal transduction
Cellular component (GO): plasma membrane
Molecular function (GO): GDP binding; GTPase activity; GTP binding
Source: RefSeq, a predicted model, not a curated record